AUGUUCUCAUCCCGCCCCGCCACUUCGAUCCCCCCGUCCGACGACAUUUUCUCGCACUCGCCGCCGCCGGCCUUCCCUCCGCAGGCCCCGACUACCUACGCGGCUCCCGGAUCCCGCACGUCGCCGUCUCCCCGAUCCCGACGACGUCCUCCCAGCAGAGGCCGAACAGAUCCGACGAACACGAUCCUAGCCUCGAGGAGUCUCUUUGGCCUCGACGACGGAUAUAACGCCCAGCAGACAAGCACUACGAACCGCAAUAUUGGGAGGAAUCCCCCUGCGGACUCCGAGCAUCGACCCUCGAUCUUCGCCUUCCACCGUGCUACGCCCUCUGCCUCCAUUAUUCCCUCAAACCCGCCGCGGUCCUCCUCGUUGGCCACUAGCAACCCCCCACGCACUUCGUCUCUGCUCCCAGCCGCGAGAAUCACCGCGGAUCCGGGUGCUCCAUACGGCGUUGGCGCGCCCGAACUCCGCGACCCGUUCAAUGACCCGCGGCCGGCUCCCAGGAUCCCAGAUUUGACGAGAGGAGACUCGCGACAGAGGAGGGGGCAUUCACGGUCAAGCAGCACUGGUGGCCUAAGCGACACCUUUCGGAACCUGAACCGCUGGUCGGCCUCGACAGCCUCGAGUCGGGCGUCCAAUCUUGCCGACUUCACCCGCCGUGUUAGCGCGGACAUUCUUGGGGUAGCCUUCCAUUCGCCCGGGAGGAGAUUGCAUAGGCGGCAACCAUCCACGCCGGGAGGUUCCCCGCGCUCGUCCGUCCAAAACCGCAGCCGCGCCGAAUCGCCAUCGGCCCCAGCCGUUCCGCCUUUGCAACGGUUGCCCCAUAUCUCGACCGGCCCCUCGCUGGAGCAUGAGGUGCUCGAGGCUGAGCUGCUAGGACGGCUUUCUCCAGAACAAACGGGGAACGACCAGCGCCGCGCGCCGAACGGGAACACCCUGGAGGUUGGGGAUGAUCGGCCAGGUCCGGAGCAAGAGAGUGGGUCACUAUCAUCCUUCUACGGGGCUCACAUAGGAGCCCAGGCGCACGACGCCCCCGGACAGCGGCCCAGCAUGCCGUACACACAAAAUGGUCAGGCCGGGGGCCACUCGCGGAGUCGCUCCACGGGCGCAAACGGCAGCGCAGACACCACCGCAUCAUCGAGAAGUCGGGAGAGGGAUCGCGACAGCAGGGAGCGGGACCGCCAGGGAAGACCGCUGUCGCAAAAGGCCAUGUUGUCGAAAGCUCUCCAAAAAGCAAACACCGCCGUCCAGCUAGAUAAUGCGCAAAACUUCGAGGGGGCCAGACGAGCCUAUUCCGAGGCAUGCGCUGUACUACACCAGGUACUCCUGCGGACUUCUGGAGAAGAGGAUCGCAGGAAACUCGAAGCUAUCCAUGAAACCUACCUCGGCCGGGUCAUGGAGCUUGACGAGCAGCUCGUAGACAUGGAACCCGAAGGCAAGGCGUUGCCCCUACGCCCUGAAAGCAAUGACCUUGAAAUGUUACGUGGAGAGGAAUUUGACGACGAUUACUCGCGACCGUUUACAGCUACAGGGACAGGAAUAUCAACAAGAACCCCUUACCAAGACAACGAUCACGAUACACAACCGAACACUUAUUUGCCCGAACCCACGAGACCCCCACCACCACCUUCGCGUGCUUCACCAAUCCCUGGAGAUGGCGUAAGGGAAGGCCCUUCUUCGUAUUUAACACAACAGUAUUCUUUACAGUCUGCAUUUUCAAGAGCUAGGUACAACGGUUCGAACUUGCGCCCACCAACCAUGGACGGCGCGUACGUGCCACCGCCUCUAUCGCCUCGGCGUGCGUUCUCACCAACCGAGUUUCCGCCACAGCAAAUUGAGCACGGGAUUCCUCACCGACCACCACCACAACCGCCAGCACCAAGCAACCAGUUAGCGCCGCAGGCCCCUGCAGGUGGCCAUCGCCGGAUCAACAGUCACGAAUCUGUCUCCUGGCUCGACCCGAUCGAUGAAUCUGAACACUCGAGCGUCGCGUCGGUUCAUUCACGGUCAUCAUCGCGAGUGAGAAGGAGACAAAUACGAGCCGCAAGUGGCGCCACAGAAGCUGAGUUUGAUGCUGCCCUGGAUGAUGCGAUUGAAGCCGCCUACGACGACGGAUAUGAACCGGAAUCGCACGUGAGCCGGCAACCUUAUGGCGACCCUCAGACCGAUCCCAUUGCCAAUACACUACGAAGGGUGGAAAUGGCCCGGGAACUAGUACGCGAGUCAGAGAGGGAAGCGCUGGAGCUGGCGAACGAGCGUGAGCAAAGGUUACGACUACAACAACAGUUGGAAGAUGAAGCGUACCGCAGACAAAAUGAAGGUGAGGAAGGGCCCGGGGAAGACAAUGAUUCGGAAGAGGAGGAACGACUACUGGAAGAGAUGGGACUGGGCAAUGCGAUUGAAGACUUUGCGUUCGGCGCGCAACCAACCCAAGCUGUACCACGAGAGUCAGACUCGAGCGGGAUGACGGGGCGAACCUGGCACAGCUCGACGGGGUCGAACCCACCCACGGCGACGACGGUCCUGACGCCGGUCAGCGAGGACAACAGUCUACCCCGCCCGUCCGGCCCGUUGCCCGCGCUACCACCUCACGCGGCGGCUCCACUACCGCCCCAGCCAACCUCGGCCGGAUCCCAGACGUCGAGCCAAAGCGUUCGAAAUCGGCGACUGUCCGGCCAGAACCCGAAGGAACUGAAGAUUGAGACGAACAAGCUUGCGCCUGCAGCCCCCGCGACGGCUGGACCUGCUAUUCCGUCGCAGUCCAAGGCUGGUAGUUAUAUUGUGCAACAACGCCAGGCUCUUUCUGCGGGCUCUAAUCGUAUUGCUGGUCCUUUCUCAGCCAGGGCUGGGCCUUCACCGAUUCCCGGGACGCUUGAUGAAGAGCCAGACGAGCCACUGCCCCCAAUGGCCUUCUCCCACGAGGAAUACCCCCGCGUCGGUACCCCUUCCGUUGUGCGCGCGCCAAACUUACGCAAGAACUUUUCCGCGUCAAGCCUGAAAAGUCUCAAGACUCGCAACCUCUCGAUCUCUCAUCUCGAUGAAACUUCCGAUCACUCUCCCGCAACCCCGGUCAGCAACCAUUUCGGCUCCCGUCUUCCCGCCGUCCCCUCGCUGCCCCCAGGGUUCGUUGGCAAGGACCGGGCCAACAGCACGACCACCUCAGGGCUGCAUCUUUUCGAAAACCACUUCCACUCCGCUGACGAACCUGGUUCGCCAAACCCCCUCACCCUUGACGCUCCGGCCCCGCUCGAACCCUGCCCCAACGAAUUCAUGCUCCGCCCCUUCUGGCUCAUGCGCGCGCUUUACCAGACACUAUGCCACCCGCGCGGUGGAUACAUCAGUAACAAGCUCUUUGUUCCGCGCGAUGUCUGGGGGGUCAAGGGUGUCAAGCUCAAGGGGCUGGAGGACAAGAUUGCCAACUGCGAUUUAUUGACGGCUGCGCUGCAACGACUGGGCCGCGUAGAUACUUGCGACGCGGACGCGGUGCUCGAGGAGAUGCAGGCGCUCGAGGGCGUGCUGGAGCAAGUGCAAGCCACACUCACACGGAAGCUAGGCAAUGAAGUUGGCGUACAGGCGGCGAGUAGUAUGUUUAAGGAUGCCGGCGCGGCCGAUGCAGCCGCGGACGCGGCGUCUAUGCCCCGGUCUGCGAGUGUUGCGGGGAAGGCCAGUACCUUUUCCUGGCGCAGGUUGCGGAGCAAGAACUCCUCGGCGAAUUUGCCUGGUUUAACUCACGGCGGUCGUGGAGCCGCGGGUGGUUUGGCGGGCGCAGGGUUGAGCUCGACCAAUCUGGCCGACGGGGCAGCGAAGGAUAUGGCGCUGGCUAGUCUCCCGAUGACUAUGAACCCUACGAGUCGACCGACGAAGCGGGAUAUUGGGAGCGUGUCGUUUGCCGGGCCGAACGCGAAUUAUAUGGCGUCGUUGGCGAGAUUGUUUGAUGCGGCGCAGACUGUUGACCAAAUUGCGCGACAAGUUGACGAUCCCGGACUGCGGCACGCCGACAAGACACAGGUCGGCCUCGAACUAUGCACGCGCCAUGCGGCGGAAUUCUUUGCAUUUUAUGUCUGCCGCUUUGCGUUGUCGGACUUGACGAUGCUGCUGGACAAGUUUCGCCGCGCCGCCGAAGUUGAGAAGCGCAUCGAGGCUAUUCCCCUCGAGCGGUACCGCAACUUUUGCAUUGUCGCGCAUAUUGAUCAUGGGAAGAGCACGUUGAGUGAUAGGCUGCUGGAGUUUACCGGGACGAUCUCGGCGAGUGAGGCGAAUAAGCAGAUUUUGGAUAAACUCGACGUCGAACGCGAACGCGGCAUCACCGUCAAAGCCCAAACCUGCACCAUGCUCUACCGUUCCCCGCGCGACGGCCUCGACUACCUCCUCCACUUAGUCGACACACCCGGCCACGUCGACUUCCGCGCCGAAGUCACCCGCUCCUAUGCCUCUUGCGGCGGCGCCCUACUGCUCGUCGACGCCUCGCAGGGUGUGCAAGCGCAGACGGUGGCAAACUUUUAUCUGGCAUUUGCGCAGGGCCUGUCGCUGGUGCCGGUGGUGAACAAGAUUGAUUUGCCGACGGCGGAUGUGGAUCGCGCGCUGGAGCAGUUGCGGAGCGUGUUUGAGUUGGAUACGUCGUUUGCGGUGCAGGUGAGCGCGAAGACGGGGUUGGGGGUGGGGGAUAUUUUGCCGGCGGUGCUGGAGCAUGUCCCGGCGCCGGAGGGGAAUUUGAAUGGGCCGUUGAAGAUUUUGUUGGUGGAUUCGUGGUAUGAUACGUUUAAGGGGGUGGUGUUGUUGGUGAGGGUGUUUGAUGGGACGGUUAAGCCGGGGGAUAAGUUGGUGAGUCUGGGUACUGGGCAGGAGUAUACCGUGGGCGAGGUCGGGAUACAGUACCCCAACCAGGUGCCACAGAGGUUGUUGAGGGCUGGGCAGGUUGGGUACAUGUUUUUCAACCCUGGGAUGAAGAAAAUCCAGGAUGCCAAACUUGGGGAUACAUUUACAAAGGUUGGUUCCGAGAGGAUUGUUGCGCCGUACCCGGGGUUCGAGGAGCCGAAACCGAUGGUUUUCGUCGCGGCGUUCCCGACGGAUCAAACGGAUUACACUAAGCUGGAGGACAGCAUCAAGCAGCUGGUGCUCAACGACCGCAGCGUGACCAUCCAAAAGGACUUCUCCGAAGCGCUCGGCGCGGGCUGGCGUCUCGGGUUCCUCGGCAGUCUGCACUGCUCCGUCUUCCAGGACCGGCUGCGCCAAGAACACGGCGCCGACGUGAUCAUCACCGAACCCGCCGUGCCGAUCCGCAUCGUGUGGAACAACACCAAAGACGGCAGCGCCGAGUCCGAAACCAUCAUCACCAACCCGGCGCAGUUCCCCGAGGGCGAAGAUGUGCGCAUGCGCCGCGCCGAGAUCUACGAGUUCUACGUCAACGCCACCAUCACCAUGCCGCAGGAAUACCUGGGCCGCGUCAUGGAAGUGUGCGCCGAGGCCCGCGGCGAACACAAGAAGCUUGAGUUUUUCCACGCCACGGAUCAGGUCAUGCUCAAGUAUGAGCUGCCCAUGUCGUGUCUGGUGGAUGACUUGUUUGGGAAGCUGAAGGGCGCCACGAAAGGAUAUGCGACGCUGGAUUAUGAGGAUGCUGGGUGGCGGCUUAGCCGGUUGGUGAAGAUGAAUUUGCUGGUGAACAAGGAGCCCGUGGAUGCCAUUGCGCGCGUGGUGCAUCACAGCCAGGUCGAUCGGUUGGGCAGGCAGUGGGUGACUAAGUUCAAGGAGCAUGUGCAGAGACAGAUGUUUGAGGUCAUCAUCCAGGCGGCCGUGGGCAAACGCAUUGUCGCCCGUGAGACCAUUAAGCCGUUCCGCAAGGACGUGCUGGCCAAGCUGCACGCGAGUGAUAUUUCGCGCCGUCGUAAGCUGCUGGAGAAGCAAAAGGAGGGCCGUAAGCGUCUGCGAGCGGUCGGCAACGUGGUCAUUGACCAGAAGGCGUUCCAGGCAUUUUUGUCGAAAUGA
Messenger RNA from Dichotomopilus funicola, 5982 nucleotides. RefSeq lists its product as uncharacterized. Lineage: Eukaryota; Fungi; Ascomycota; Sordariomycetes; Sordariales; Chaetomiaceae. The record is from RefSeq and is a predicted model, not a curated record. Gene Ontology annotation, molecular function: GTP binding; GTPase activity. The coding region runs from base 1 to 5982 and encodes 1993 amino acids. The transcript is spliced from 6 exons.